AUGGCACCUCCGGCAGUAUUGAUGGUAGGUACCGGGGAGUACACUACCGGCUUCGUCUCUGGUGCCGCGUCGACAUCAGACAAGAAAGUAGGAGUUGUAGGCUUGACACUGUUCGAUCUCCGUCGACGGGGAAAAGUCUCGGCCCUAUCGAUGGCCGGUGUGUCGGGGCGCAAGUUCCCUGCGAUCAGACAGCAUCUCCAGAAGAACAUCUCAGAGGCGUACAAUGGGCUGGACGUGUCGUUCUCGUCCUUCCCGUCCGACGACGCCUCGGACCCGGAAGCGUACAAGGCGGCCAUCGACGCGCUCCCCAGGGGAUCGGCCGUCACCGUCUUCACGCCGGACUCGACGCACUACGAGAUCGCAAAGUACGCCAUCGAGCGCGGGAUCCACGUGAUGCUCACCAAGCCGGCGACGAAGCUCCUCUCGCACCACCUCGACCUCGUCGCGCUGGCCCGGCGGCACGGCGUGUUCGUGUACGUCGAGCACCACAAGCGCUUCGACCCGGCGUACGCGGACGCGCGGUUCCGCGCCCGCAACCUCGGCGACUUCAACUACUUCUACAGCUACAUGUCGCAGCCCAAGUCGCAGCUCGAGACAUUCAAGGCCUGGGCCGGCAAGGAGUCGGACAUCUCGUACUACCUGAACUCGCACCACGUGGACAUUUGCGAGUGGAUGGUGCGCGACGCCGGCUGGCGGCCGGCACGUGUGCGCGCGAGCGCGAGCCUGGGAAUCUCCGAGUCCAUCGGCUGCGCCAAGGGCACCGAGGACACAAUCACCCUGCUCGUCGACUGGGUGAGGAAGAGAACAACGACAACAACAACAACAAGCGGGGCUGCCGAGGGGGACAGCAGCACCAGCGCCAGCACCGGCCACGAAGGCGUCGCAACCGGCAUCUACACGGCCAGCUGGACGGCGCCGAUGAACGCCGGCGUGCACUCGCAGCAGCACUUCCACUACGUCGCCUCCAGGGGAGAGGUGAACGUCAACCAGGCCAAGCGGGGGUACGACGUCGUCGACGAGGGCGACCUCUCGGGCAGCUCGUUGAAGUGGUUCAACCCCUUUUACAUGCGGUACGCACCGGACGAGGAAGGGAACUUUGCCGGUCAGGGCGGGUACGGGUACGUGAGUUUCGAAAAGUUCAUCGACGCCGUCACCGCCGUGAACGAAGGCAGAGUCAGCCUCGAGGACCUGGACGAGAGGGGCUUGCCCACGUUGAGGAACACCGUCCUGACCACCGCCAUCCUCGAGGCCGGGCGGCGAAGCUUGGACGAAGGCUGCCGCACCGUCGAGAUCGUGGGCGAGGGCGAGCACGUCGAGUUAAAGUGA
Molecule: messenger RNA, 1326 nt
Organism: Exophiala spinifera
Lineage: Eukaryota; Fungi; Ascomycota; Eurotiomycetes; Chaetothyriales; Herpotrichiellaceae
Exons: 2
Coding region: 1-1326 (441 amino acids)
Biological process (GO): NADPH regeneration
Cellular component (GO): cytoplasm
Molecular function (GO): nucleotide binding; oxidoreductase activity
Source: RefSeq, a predicted model, not a curated record